This is a messenger RNA of Suricata suricatta (meerkat), 1164 nucleotides long. RefSeq names its product solute carrier family 10 member 2 (gene SLC10A2). The record is from RefSeq and is a predicted model, not a curated record. Gene Ontology annotation, molecular function: bile acid:sodium symporter activity. NCBI's taxonomy places the organism in Eukaryota, Metazoa, Chordata, Mammalia, Carnivora, Herpestidae. The coding region runs from base 1 to 1047 and encodes 348 amino acids. Gene Ontology annotation, biological process: bile acid and bile salt transport. The transcript has 6 exons. Gene Ontology annotation, cellular component: apical plasma membrane.
AUGAAUAAUUCAACAGGCUGUUCGGCCAAUGCAACGGUUUGCAACGGGUCGUCCUGCGUACUGCCUGAGAGCAAUUUCAAUAACAUUCUCAGUGUGGUCCUGAGCACUGUCUUGACGGUCCUCUUGGCCAUGGUGAUGUUCUCUAUGGGAUGCAAUGUGGAAAUCAAGAAAUUCCUAGGACACAUAAAGCGGCCGUGGGGCAUUUGCGUCGGCUUCCUCUGUCAGUUCGGAAUCAUGCCCCUCACGGGAUUCAUCCUGUCAGUGGCCUUUGACGUCCUUCCCGUCCAAGCCGUAGUGGUGCUCAUCAUGGGAUGUUGUCCUGGAGGAACUGCCUCCAAUAUCUUGGCCUACUGGGUCGAUGGGGACAUGGACUUGAGCGUCAGUAUGACCACAUGCUCCACGCUGCUCGCCCUGGGAAUGAUGCCGCUAUGCCUCUUUAUCUAUACCAAAAUGUGGGUCGACUCUGGGACCAUCAUAAUUCCCUUUGAUAACAUAGGUACGUCUUUGGUCGCUCUCGUUGUUCCUGUUUCCGCUGGAAUAUUUGUUAAUCACAAAUGGCCCCACAAAGCCAAGAUCAUUCUUAAGAUUGGCUCCAUCACUGGUGCAAUCCUCAUCGUGCUCAUAGCUGUCAUUGGAGGAAUUCUAUAUCAGAGCGCCUGGAUCAUCGCUCCCAAACUGUGGAUUAUAGGAAUGUUAUUUCCUCUGGCCGGUUACUCUCUAGGGUUUUUACUGGCUAGAAUAGCUGGUCAGUCCUGGCACAGGUGCCGGACGGUUGCUCUGGAAACGGGGAUGCAGAACACCCAGCUGUGCUCCACCAUCGUGCAGCUCUCCUUCACCCAGGAGGAGCUCAACCUCGUGUUCACUUUCCCGCUCAUCUACAGCAUCUUCCAGCUCGCCUUUGCAGGGAUCUUCUUAGGCAUUUAUGUGGCGUACAAGAAAUGUCAUGGAAAAAACAAUGUGGAAAUUCCAGACAGCAAAGACAUCGGAACAGUCUCUGAGUCAUCGCUCUCUAAGGUGAACAGAGGAUUUCAGCCAGAUGACAAGUAGACACCAAGCGGACAAAAAAGAAGAAUUCUAAAGUACACUGUUCUGCGAUAACAGUAUCUGUUUGUUUUUGAUCGGAUAUUUGGCGGGAAAUGGUUAAAGUGAAAAUUUAGAUUCCCA